Tigriopus californicus is the source of this 1257-nucleotide messenger RNA. Its product is annotated as zinc finger and BTB domain-containing protein 41-like. Gene Ontology annotation, cellular component: nucleus. The transcript has a single exon. The record is from RefSeq and is a predicted model, not a curated record. Gene Ontology annotation, biological process: regulation of transcription by RNA polymerase II. The coding region runs from base 24 to 1133 and encodes 369 amino acids. Gene Ontology annotation, molecular function: DNA-binding transcription factor activity, RNA polymerase II-specific; RNA polymerase II transcription regulatory region sequence-specific DNA binding. NCBI's taxonomy places the organism in Eukaryota, Metazoa, Arthropoda, Copepoda, Harpacticoida, Harpacticidae.
UGACACAUGAGGUGGACAUUGAAAUGGACGGUCAUGACUUGGAGUUCCAUCCCAAUUCCUCGGAUGAAGAGGAUGAAGAUCCCAAGUCCUAUGGCAAGUCGACCGAGAAAUCUCCGAAAUUGGAACCUCAUGAUGGGACCACAUCGCCCAAAAGUGAGCGGGACAGCAACACGGAUUAUGAUCCUGGAUCAGGCGACGAAGGCAAACCCUUGAAAAAGCGUAAGUACAUCUGUAAAGAGACAUUGGGAAAAGCGGAGCCGGAUAUUGACGAGCUCCAUAGCGAGGAUGGUUUCCAUCUUCAAUCCAGUGAAGACCACGAUCUCAAAGCCAGGAGCAGAAAGAAGAAGAAAUCCUCGGCCAAAAAAGAUACCAUGCAGUGUCCCAUGUGUCAGAAGGUGUACAAAACGUUAUUCUCCUUCAAGAAGCACGUCAAAAACUGCAAGAAAGGUCAUUUUGACCUAUCGUUGUGUACUUGUCAGGUGUGUCUAUUCGUGGCCAAUUCCCAAGACGCUUUGAAGGCGCAUAUGGAACUGCAUGUGGAGAAAUUGGGCGACAUUUUGAACCAUCCUAUGAAUUGUCCCGUGUGUGAGAAGGCGCUCAAAAGUAGUCACGAGCUGAACUCGCAUUAUCAAAGCGUUCAUGACGCUCAGAGAGCCAUUUGUGUCAUCUGCAAGGGCUUCUAUAAGGCCGACUUUCUUCACAAGCAUGUCCGGAUCAAACAUCAGAGUAAGAAACAUCUCUGCUCGAUUUGCGGCAAAGAGUUUGAUCAAGUUCUUCGCCUUAGUAUUCAUUUGAACACCUUCCAUAGCACGACCACCGAGCAUCGAGUGGUUUGUGACCAAUGUGGUAAGACCUUUCCGCACAAGGAAAGACUUCGACAACACAAGUAUUUCUAUCACAAGUAUGACAGUUCAAAAAACACGUGCGAAUAUUGUGGCAAAACCUUCUCGAACCUCUCGCAGCUUUACAAGCACCGUCGAAUACAUUCCAAAGUAAAGCCGUAUCAAUGUGCCCUGUGCGGCUACCAGGCCGUGGUCAAGUCCAAUGUGCGGCUCCAUAUCAAGAAGGUCCACAAACAGGAGGAAGUCGCUCAAGAUGAAAUCCUGACAGUAGGGAAGAUCGAACUUGAGUGACUGCAGCAUUUUAUGCCUACAACUAAGAUCUUUUACUUUAUUUAUCAAAGUAGCCAGUAGAAUGUGAAUCUUAAAUAUAAUCCAAGGUUGCUCCUUUAAACAGAAAUCGCAAUAUUCAAUUGAA